UGCACCACUCCUAGCCCGUCCUCCUCCGCUCUCCCAGCUCCAGGUGUAAUGUAGUCCUUCUGGUUAGUGGUGCUUGCGGGGCUUCACGCUGCUAGGCGCCUCUAAAGGAGUUGGCAGUAGUGGGAGGUGUGGAAAAUAGCUUGAUGGCUCUUGAACUACUAGUCUGCCCUAGGGUUAAACUGUACUAGGAACAAGCAUGUUCCCUGUCUGUGCUAUUUACAGCUGUUAACUUAUUUUAGUAAGAUAUAAUGAGUAACUGUAGUAUAAACAAACCCGGGAUGUGUUUGGGGUUGGCCUUCCCUUUCUAAAACAGGAAGGUCAGUCUGCAUGUGUGUAAAAACCGAAGGGCGGAGGGGAGAGCUUACUUCCUGUUAAACUUCACUAAAUCAAAUAGUAGUAGUAUUUGCAUGUGACUUACCUGCUUGUCAGGCUUGAUAGUGGGUUGUGCUCCCAAUGUUGUUGGAAGCCUUUUAUAGAAGAAUCUUUUGAGGAGCCAUCAGAUUAUUUUCCAUGAUACCUUUACUUGUGUAGUAGUGGCCUGUAUGUUUGUAAAUAGACUAGCAUAUUUAAACAAUUUCACAUCCUAAACCAAAUCAUUUAAACAACUUCAUAAGAGCAAAACCUACUUUUUAAACAGCAGUUUGACAAACAGUACCCUUUUUAUGGCUCAUUAGCAACUGGACUAGACAAAUUGAUAAGCACUAGAAAUAUCUCCAUUUUAAACAAACAAAGUUGUGAACUGACUGACAUUAAUAACAUAAACUCUAGACAAAAACUGUUUCCAGAAAGCAAACUUCCAUGUUGUCUUCAUGAAAAUAUUUCAAAGAUGGCUUUAAAGUCAUACCUGAAAUAUGUCCUUAUUGAGCACCUUUUUCUCAAAUAAGGACAACACUCUUGGGUUAUAAAAUAAUAGUUGGGCAAACCUUUCUCAUGUCCUAUACUGGUAGCAUUGAUGUAGAUGGGAUGUAGGGCCUUUCCACCUUUUCUGCAUUCUGUCUAGAAACUAGCAUUACUAUUAGUGUACUUCCAUUUUAUUUUUAUGCUCUGUGAUCAAAAAUACUCUUGCACUAAUGAAGAAACUACUUAGCUCUAGAUAUUUUAGUUUUAUUGUAACUUUGAUUUCAGGUUUGCUGUGAAAACUUGCUACAAAUAACUUCUGUGAAUUGGCAUUUUUAAUGUGUAUGCAGCUUUUUUUAAGCAUUUUUAAUUUGUAUUCCCUCAGCAAUAAAUUCUGAGAGUUCAAAUUCAUUUUAAAAUAAAUAAAAUUCUAAAGUGUGUUUCUCUUGUGAAAACAUGUCUAUUAAUAGAGCACUUUGCAGAUACAAAAUUUGUAUCCAGCUCACAAAAAUGAGCCAUGGCUAUCCACAUUGAUAACCACUUUAUAUGCAUAGAUAUCUGUGCCUGUGGCUAUCUGUGGGUUUGCAGGGCUCUAUCUGUUAAAAAAGACCUCUGAGUUGCAGGUUUGUUUCAGUGACUUCAGACUGUUUUAAAAAUUGUGCUCCAAUUGUAUUCUCUGGUCUUAAACUUGAGAUUUAAGCUGCUAUCAAACCAUCCCCAAACAAGGAAACCAAAUUCUGCCUUCAGUGGCACCUGGACAGCCUGGUUUUCAGAGAUGUUGCCCAAUUGUAACUAAAGGACAAUUUGGCCUGCAGUUGAAACCUAAAUUCGGUUGAUUUACAAAAAGUUAUAUAAUCCCACUACCUCCUAUCACUGUAUUGACUUCGUAAUAAUAAUUAAUAAAAUGGACUGAAUAGAUUUGUUACUGAUGUAAGCAUAAUUAAUACAAGAUGCUAUUUUACUGUAGAUAUGCUCAAAUAAAAUGUGUAUUUCUGAGCUUGUCUUUACUAGCGGAUUUUUGUAGAAAACCGAUACUUGAAAUCAAGUAGGAAGCUUAGUGUCAAACUAGUUUUCUACUUUAUUUUACACCACUUCCAAUUGCUAAACCAAUCUUCAAUAUUAGUAAGUAAGUAUAGUUUAAAAAUAUUAUUCUUAAAAUGUGAAUUAAGUAGGAUAUAAAUAUUUCUCUAAGGAACUCUUUUAGUAUGUCAAGCAUGUCACUAAUUGGUAAUGCAUUGAUAGAUCUAGCUGUUUCUGUACUCAAAACCUAGUUUACAUUCAGUCCCUGAUUCUUGUGGACUGGCCUAGGAGCACUUGCCACAAGGUAGGAUGAAUUUGCGAGGGCACAUGGCAGAGAACUGAAAAGAAGUAUAAUCUGGGUGCUAGGCUGGUCACCAUUUUAAAUUAGAGCAGUUUGAAAGCUUCUCUAAAUAAGCUGUGGUUGUUAAAAGACCCCAGAGACUCUUGAAAUACUUGGUGAUUUUUUUUUUGAGUGUAGGAAUGUGAGACCUACCCCUUUCCUCAGCCAAAUCUCUAUAUUGAUAAUAAGGAUGCAGAGGUGCUACUGUAUAGGGAUUUUCACUGGAAAAUGGAAUCCUAGUGGCUGGCUAAAGUGGUGAAAAUAGCAUGAAACGUUGCAAUACAAAGAAGCCUGGUUUUCCUGUGUGUGCAGAAAACUAAUUUUCUAUAUUCCUGUUUUUUCUAAAACUUCUAAAUUUUAUGUUUAAAAAAACCUGCCAGAUCUUGCAUGUAUGUACUGUUAGCAGUUUCUAUGUUAAACCACUUUAAAAUGGAAAUUUUAAAAGUGAGUCUCAACUUUAGGCAUGGGUCAAAUAUAUAAAAAAAUCUAUUUCUUUCCUGCUUCUAGCUGCAGUGAGACUUUUUAGGAUGUCCAGAAAUGUGCAGCGACUUAGAGACCAUGAUACAAAUCCUUGUAUGGCGGAAACAGAUGCCUCUAGACAUUGUAUGGAAAACAAUAACUACAGAAGGGAUAUGUGUACCUCUUAUUUUUUAAAGUACAAAAACUGCAGAAAAUUUUGGCAUGCUAUUAUGAUACAAAGGAGAAAAGAUGGGGUGAAACCAAAUAUGCCUGCGGCAGAAGAGAGAGAAAAUAUAUUGAAGUCAAUGGGAAGGAUGCCAUACUGACCACACAAUCUGCAUUGUUUACUAUUUAAUGUUUACUACUGAGACUUGUUAGCUAGACAAUAAAUUUUUUUAACGUCUCUUUAUUUUAUCUAA
Pelodiscus sinensis (Chinese soft-shelled turtle) is the source of this 3075-nucleotide messenger RNA. NCBI's taxonomy places the organism in Eukaryota, Metazoa, Chordata, Testudines, Trionychidae. The record is from RefSeq and is a predicted model, not a curated record.